GUGCGUCGUUUAUUUGAAGUUGUGCACAGGAAUACAUGGUAAACAUGGCAUAUUACACACGUGCAUCGAAAAAGCCAAACCAUUACAACUUCAACUGCUUCCCCUAAUGUCACACAAUAGCCCACACUACACUACAUUGUAGCCUAAACACGGGAGAGGACGAGAAAUACGACCCUAGCUCUUCACGCACGUUGCAUAGCUUGGAUUAUGAAAAACGGAUUCAUGUGAGAAACAAACAGCCAAAACCAUUUGAAAACAACAACAAAAAUAAUCACUUCAGGGGAGAAAUGGAAAUAAAAUGGAUUCAAAACACAAUUUUGGCGGUCUGACGUAAGACUCAUUCCCACAAUGCCUGGUAACACGCAUGCGCACUGGAUGAUGUGCUUUUUCUACAAUUGCGAUCUCAGAUCAAAGAUGGCGGGCUCUUCCGACCCUCUGGAAGAUAUGUUAUUCUCCGAGGUGGACGAGAAAGCUGUUAACGACCUGGUGGACUCUCUGGAGUCACAAUUGGUGGGGCAAACAGACGCUGCAGGAAUACACACAGAAAACAGAAGCGCUGGCUCCACGACAAAUGCAAACAAUCACCACUUAGCGAGAUCGCUACCUACAGCCCAAGUGGGUACUCCAUCAGACCAGCAGCAACAAGGGCAACAGAGAGCGGAGACCGCGAACCCCUCCGCUGACACCGAGAACAGCAACUCUAAAAACAUCAGCCCGGAUAAAACUGUAAUAUCAUCUGCAGUGAACCCCAAUGCGACCUUCGAGCAGCCCGGCGCCAAUACUUCUACUACGGGGACUGUAGCGAUCGCUAGUUUGCCUGGAUCACAUGGACCCUCAUCACACACCAUCACAACAACACAGCAGUCCCCCGCUUCGGCAGUAGCAGACGGGGGAAGUUUGCCAUCAGCAACUGCAGCUAACAGGGCUACGGCAGAACAAACCUCCACCACCGCAACCUCCACCAUUAAGAAAUACACAAUCUCAACGCGGAGAAGUGCAGCAGCCCAGAGCCUAAACGGCACCACCACCACCACCACUGCUGUAACGUCAGUCAAGUCCCCCGUUACUGCUGCCACCAGCAGCGGUGCCCCUGUCGCUGUCCCCACUACGGUAGCUAGUAGUGGUUCGAGUAGCAGCACUACUGUUUUGGUGGCUAGUAGCAACACAAGUACCGCUAUCACCGCCACUCCAACUUCCUCUUCUCCAACGGCGUCCCAGUCUGGUGUUUCAUCCACGGCUGCACAGCCCACUACUGGUGCUGGUGCUGGUGCUGGUUCUUCUAUCCCGCUGGACCGCGGCACCCCCACCAUCGCCCUGCACCGACUGCCCAGUCACAUAGUGGCGAGCAUCGCCCAGAACGGAAACGGGACAUCUGUGGCGGCUCUGGUCCAGCAGGGAGCCCGGAUAGGAGCACCGCUGAGCGGCAGCAGCUCUGGAGCUGUCACCGCUGUCAGCGGCGCGUCCCCUGCUGCUCCACAAGUCGUCAACCACAGCAGUAAAGCUACAGCCACGGGCACUUCACCAUCACCAUCACCAUCACCGCACAACACGGUCAAGUCGGAGUUACCUCUACAGGGAAAGAAUGUCAUCCAGAGUCCUCCAGGCGCCGCUGUGAAUUCAGUAGUAAUCACCAGCCCUGUGGUGACACCAGCUGUGACGAACGCUGCUGUCGCUGUAACGUUACCCGCCGCGGCUGGUUCUGGCAGUCCCGUUACGCUCAACACCACGGCCGUGGCAGCUGUUGCAGCCAAACCCGCUGUCAGUGUAGUCGGGCAGCAACAGGCGACUGCCACGGCCAUGGGGAUGAUUCGGCCGGCGGCUCCUGUGUCUGCUGGCCCGGCGUUGGCCACUGCCACUGGGCCACAGCUUCGGCCAGGGCUCGCCGCUGCCACCGGUGCUACUGCUACCCCUCAGCAGAGGAUGGUGGGGGGAACCCAGCUGAUAGUCAGACCGCAGCAGCAGCAGCAGACCACGAUACAACUCCCGCCAGGAUUCACCAUCCCGCCAGGCAUGGUUCUGGUCCGUACGGAGCUGGGUCAGCUGGCGAUGGUUCCUCAGCAGGCGUUGGCUCAGGCCCAGGCUCAAGCUCAAGCACAGGCGCAGGCGCAGGCUCAAGGCAUCUCCCCCAGACCUGCCACCCCCACGACCGGAGCCACCUUUAGGGUCACCACGCCACAGUCUCCUGUGACGACUCCUGCCAUCCGUCCCGGCCCUGUGGUCCAACCGAAGGAGAUGCAGGAGAAUGUGAAGAAGUGUAAGAACUUCCUGGCGACUCUCAUCAAGCUGGCGUCCCACAACUCCCCCUCGCCAGAGACAUCACGCAACGUCAAGGCCCUCGUGCAGGACCUGCUGGAUGCCAAGAUCGAGCCGGAGGAGAUCAGAGGAAAGUUCACCAAUCGAAUCUCCUCCUGCAUCAGGAUCUCAGUACUCCCCCACUCUCUCCCACUUCUCAAUAAAAGUCUCCCAGCGUUGCGCUUGGCUCUCCUGAACAGUCAGCAGUCCCUGACUACUCCUCCAGGGGGCGCUAAGCCUCAGGUGGUGCCCGCCACCCCCAUGCCCACAGGAGCCGCUGCGGUGCCUGUCGUACGAGCUCGCCAACCCAACACCACCCUGACGACCUCACACACACCCGCUAUGGGUAUGAAGAGAAUGGGCGGGGCCCAGGUCAGGAUGCCCGUCGUCAUCACUCAGGCGGCCAGAGCACCAGGUAUGUCUGCGAAGGGCCAGGCUGUAAUAGCAGGUAAAGGCCUCCAGGGGGCGACUCAACUGCCUGGAAACCAGAAGAACAAACUCAACGAUCCGGGAGGAGGCUCAUUCAGGGACGAUGACGACAUUAACGACGUGGCCUCGAUGGCGGGCGUCAACCUUAACGAGGAGAGUGCCCGUAUCCUAGCAACCAACUCGGAGCUGGUGGGAACGCAGAUCAGAUCCUGUAAAGACGAGGCCUUCCUCCCGACACACCUCUUACACAGACGCAUCCUGGACACAGCUAAGCGGUUCGGCGUGUCGGAAGUUCCUCUGGAGGCCGUAAACUUCAUCGCUCACGCCACGCAGUCACGACUCCGGUCGCUACUCGAGAAGGUCUCUGCCAUCGCACAACACCGAAUGGAGACAUGCAAGGAUUUCCACCUGCUGUACGAGGAGGCUCGUUACUAUCAGCUGUCCCCCAUGAUUAAGGAACUGGAGCGAUGGAAGGCGGAGCGUGAGCAGCGGAGAACGGCGCCAGUGGACUGUCUAGUGGUCCGAGUCACGCCAGACCUGGGGGAACGCAUCGCACUCAGCGGAGAGAAGGUGCUGAUUGAGGAGAUAUUUCCUGAGACUGGAGACGUCAUGUGUAACUCCGUCAACGCCGGCUGGAAUCAGGACCCCACUCACGUCAUCCGCUUCCCCCUCAACGGGUACUGCAGGCUCAACUCAGUACAGGUGUUGGAGCGCGUGUUCCUGAAAGGUUUCAGCGUGGCGGCGUCGUGCGGGGGAGGGGUUGACUCCUCCCAGUUCAGCGAGUACGUCUUGUGCCGCGAGGACCGCCGCUCACACACACACACACACACCUCACACUCCACGCCACUCAGGAUAAAACAGGAGCCGCUCGACUAGAGACCGCACGGCAUGCUGGGAGAAAAUAUAAACAACAACAAGACUGACCUGUAAAC
Messenger RNA from Engraulis encrasicolus (European anchovy), 3653 nucleotides. Its product is annotated as transcription initiation factor TFIID subunit 4-like. The record is from RefSeq and is a predicted model, not a curated record. Lineage: Eukaryota; Metazoa; Chordata; Actinopteri; Clupeiformes; Engraulidae. Gene Ontology annotation, molecular function: protein heterodimerization activity; DNA binding; RNA polymerase II general transcription initiation factor activity. The transcript is spliced from 15 exons. Gene Ontology annotation, biological process: DNA-templated transcription; transcription initiation at RNA polymerase II promoter. Gene Ontology annotation, cellular component: transcription factor TFIID complex. The coding region runs from base 349 to 3597 and encodes 1082 amino acids.